Bacillus rossius redtenbacheri is the source of this 846-nucleotide messenger RNA. RefSeq lists its product as uncharacterized. The coding region runs from base 1 to 846 and encodes 281 amino acids. Lineage: Eukaryota; Metazoa; Arthropoda; Insecta; Phasmatodea; Bacillidae. The record is from RefSeq and is a predicted model, not a curated record. The transcript has 2 exons.
AUGCGACUCAUUGAUGGAGCAGUGGAGGACAGUGGACGAGCUGCUCGAUCAGUGUACAGAGAGCCACGCCACGCCACGCCAUGCCACGCCACGCCACGCCACGCCUCACCGCGCCAUGCCACGCCGUGCCACGCCACGCCUCGCCACGUCUCACCGCGCCGCGCCACGCCAUGCCACGCCAUACCUCGCCACGCCUCAAAGCGCCUCGCCACGCCAUGCCACGCCUCGCCACGCCACGCCACGCCUCACCGCGCCACGCCACGCCACACCACGCCUCACCGCGCCAUGCCACGCCGUGCCACGCCACGCCUCGCCACGUCUCACCGCGCCGCGCCACGCCAUGCCACGCCAUACCUCGCCACGCCUCAAAGCGCCUCGCCACGCCAUGCCACGCCUCGCCACGCCACGCCACGCCACGCCUCACCGCGCUACGCCACGCCACACCACGCCUCACCGCGCCAUGCCACGCCGUGCCACGCCACGCCUCGCCACGUCUCACCGCGCCGCGCCACGCCAUGCCACGCCAUACCUCGCCACGCCUCAAAGCGCCUCGCCACGCCAUGCCACGCCUCGCCACGCCACGCCACGCCACACCACGCCUCACCGCGCCACGCCACGCCACACCACGCCUCACCGCGCCAUGCCACGCCGUGCCACGCCACGCCUCGCCACGUCUCACCGCGCCGCGCCACGCCAUGCCACGCCAUACCUCGCCACGCCUCAAACUUCCUGCUGCAACAGGAGCCAGUUGCCCUCGGCCAUGGCUGCCGGGAUCUGAACAAGGAAACGAGCAGCUAUUGCCUGCAGGUCCUGCUGCAAGGCUGCCGUGGCGCAGUCGUCACUUGA